Lonchura striata (white-rumped munia) is the source of this 475-nucleotide messenger RNA. RefSeq names its product placenta-specific gene 8 protein-like. The record is from RefSeq and is a predicted model, not a curated record. NCBI's taxonomy places the organism in Eukaryota, Metazoa, Chordata, Aves, Passeriformes, Estrildidae.
AUGGCCUCUCAAACUGUGAUUACGGUCCAAUCCCAGUUUGCAGCUGCCCAGCAGCCGGGAGAGUGGCAAACAGAGCUGCUGGACUGCUGCGCCGACUGUGGUGUCUGUCUCUGUGGGACGUUCUGCUUCCCCUGCCUGGCAUGCCAAGUGGCUGGAGACAUGAACGAGUGCUGCCUGUGUGGCUCCAGCGUGGCCAUGAGGACCCUGUACCGCACCAGAUACAACAUCCCGGGCUCCAUCCUACAAGACUUUUGCUCCAUCUGGUGGUGCGGCCCGUGUGCACUCUGCCAGCUGAAGAGAGACAUCAACCGGAGGAGGGCAAUGGGCAUAUUUUGGUAAGCUGGGGGUGCUGGCGCUGCUUUGUCUCACUGCUGCACAGCACCCAGUGGCUUCCCGGGGUCUCCCUUUCCUCCGACACCUGACUCCAGAUGCAGAAUUGCAGCAGUGCUGGAGCAGUAAUGGCUGAGCAAAGGGU